UUGGAGUCGGAUUAGGGAUUUCUUUUCGAAUUAAAUUAUUAAUUCGUCCUGUACAUAUGAUAUCGCAGAUUUUGUAUAUUUUUAUCCGAAUUAGGAAACUGUCCAGUGAUAUUAAUUCUUGAUACUUAUCUAAUAACUGUAAAUGUGACAAUCCAUAAGUGGGUGCUGUAAUUUUGGAGGAUUGAUUUCGCCGUCUGUGCAAACAUUUCUUUUCUUAUUCAUAAAUCCAAUAAGUAUCCUUGUUGCUCCCUUCUUAUUUACCUUCAAAAUGUCUUAAAUGUAAUAUGAAAGGAGUAUAAAAUUCGUUAAUUUCUGCCUUCUAUUAAAAUGGCUGAUUUAAUUCGUGCCAUGGGAGCGCCGAUCGGACCCCCUGUAAAGGAUAAGUUAGGAUCGCCUUCAACUGAAUCAGAGGGCGGUGGUGACAUCGCAGAGCUGGCUGCUGACUUGGAACUUGAUGAAGCUGAUGGCCCAAGCACAAAUGGAGAAAGGCAAGCUGUGCUGGCUCCGCCAGAGAGUGAGUGGUAUCAUGGAAGACUGGAUCGAUAUACAUCUGAAGAGAGAUUAUGGGCGGCUGGUAAACAUGGAAGCUAUUUAGUACGAGAAAGCGAUCGCAAGCCCGGCUCGUAUGUGCUGAGUUAUUUAGGACGAACAGGAAUUAAUCAUUUCCGAAUUACUGCGGUGUGCGGGGAUUAUUACAUCGGCGGUCGCCAGUUCGACUCCCUGGCAGAGCUGGUCGGUUUCUACAGCCAUUGCUCAGAUCUGCUGAAGAGGGAGCGGUUAAUUGAACCAGUGCCUCCGCCCGAACCUGUCAAUGAUAAAAAGCGCGUGGUUGCCAUUCUGCCGUACACCAAGAUGCCGGAUACCGACGAGCUGACGUUCCAGAAGGGAGACAUAUUCUUCGUGCACAACGAUAUGGGAGACGGUUGGCUGUGGGUCACCGCGCACAGGACAGGAGAACAAGGAAUGAUCUUCAGAGAGCUAGUGGAGGAUCUGGAUCCAUCUAUAGACCCCAACACCGUGUUCUCGUGGUUUCACCCCAACUGUACCAAAAGUGAGGCAGUUGACAUGCUUGUCAAAGCGGGACCCGGGAGUUUUCUAGUCAGACCCUCCGAUAAUUCACCCGGUGAUUACUCCUUGUUCUUCCAUAUCAACAAUCAAAUACAGAGGUUCAGGAUUGAAAAGAAGGGGGUAAGGUACCUGAUGGGUGGGAGGACAUUCGAAUGUCUGGAUGCCGUCAUCAACAGAUACAGGAAGGAGCAGAUUGUUGAAGGCCAUACUUUAGGACAACCGCUGAUUGCGGAAGGGCAUCAUAUAGAACCACAACAGAACACGAGUGGGGCGGCCGCUGAGAAAAUAUACGCGACCUUGCGGGAGUGCCGAGACCAAAUCGGACUGAAGAAAAUGAAGGGCAUCAAACACCAGGGCUACUUGCACAAGAAGUCAGACAAGGCCGCGAAGAAAUGGAAGGCGCUCUACUUCGUACUGCUUCAGGAGGGGACAGACACACAUCUGUACUUCUAUGACUCGCCCAAAAGGACAAAACCCAAAGGGCUCAUUGAUCUCUCCUGUGCUUAUUUGUAUCAGGUGCACGAGUCGCUGUGGGAGCGCGAGUUCUGCUUCCAGCUGGUGGAGCGUGCUCUGCCGUGUCUGUCGACACACACGUUCCUGUCGGCGGCCACCAGCGGCGAGCUGCGCGCCUGGCUCGACGCACUGCGGCCGCUGUGUGUGCCGCAACAGGCUCGACACCAGUCCAAGGUGGCCCGCGUGGUGUGGCUCCGCUCGCUGCGCGUGCGCUGCGUGACGGCGCACCGCCUGCCCGCACGCCUGGCGCCCCGCCCGCACCUGCGGCUCGCGCUGGGCGCCGCCCCCGUGGCACGCACGAGGCCGCGGCCCUCGCCCGACCCGCACUGGGACGACGAGUUCGUGUUCGAUGAUGUUCCUCCGGACGUAACCUCAUUCACAAUCACAGUUCACAACACAGGAAAGAGAGGGAAAGAGUCUGAGGUUGCAGAAUUGACAAUAGAGUUAGCAAACUUAGCGAAUGGCGAGGAGGUAGAAGAGUGGUAUCCAUUAGCGGGCAUGACACCAAUUGGAGAGUGGGGGUCACUGAGGCUGCGGAUAAGGUACAUGCAAGAGCUGGUGAUGCCUCGCGAGGAGUACAACCCUCUGCGACAGCUGCUGCUCGAGCCCGGUCUGGCGGCGGUCAAGGCGCUCGCCGAUCUGUGCCGGGCUGACAGACAACCUCUGGCCACUUCGGUGCUGCACUCGUUCUCGGAGUGCGGCCGCGGGGCGGAGCUAGCACACGAGUUGGCGGCGGCGGAGGUCGUCCGCGAGAGCGACCACCGCGCGCUCUUCCGCGGCGCGUCUCUGGCCACGGCCGUACUCGACGAGUUCAUGCACGCGCUGUGCAAGCCAUUCCUACAGGCAGCCAUAUCAGAAACAGUACAGAAAUUAAUAGAUGCAAAGCAAACAGCGGAGUUAAAUCCAACCAAAAUGGAUUCACCAGAUGACGCAUGCAACAAUGCGGAAUUCCUUCUUAUGAUUUUAGAUCAAAUAACGUUGUCCAUAUUCACGUCGCCCGAGUCGUGCCCGCGCCCCGUGCGCUUCCUGUGCGGCUGCCUGCAGCGCGCCGCCGUCGCCAAGUGGCCCAACGAGAGAUUCGUGAGGACCAGAGUGGUCUCCGGUUUUAUAUUCCUACGGCUCAUCUGCCCGGCGCUCGUGGAGCCCCGCGCCUGGGGUCUGGUGAGCACCGCGCCACCUCCGCACGCGCAGCGCUCCCUGCUGAUGGUCGCCAAGUGUCUGCAGAACCUCGCCAACCUCGUCGAGUUUGGAGCUAAGGAGCCGUAUAUGGAGGUGGUAAACCCAUUCAUUCUGAAGAACAAGGAACGGAUGGUGGUGUUUCUGGAUCAGCUCAGCUCGGUGCAGGAUCCUGGAAGUGUGCAAGUCAACUCUAAUAACAAUUACGAUAUUGCAAAAGAACUGGCGACGAUUCAUCACAUCUGCGUGUCUCACCUGAGUGAACUACAGAACUUGGCAAAAACUCAGCCGGCCAUCAGAAAACUGGUGACGGUCACCGAGAUUAUCACGAAACACAAGCACAAGUACCUCGAGAUGAUAAGAUAGGAUACGUCGUCAUAGUACAGGGUAAAAACGUAAUUCGAGAGCAGCGUAGCAAAUAGAGAAGUCUAAAAUAGGAGACUUGUAUUACAUGUAGUCAUUGUUAGCUUUAGCUUAUGUUUCAUAAUAUUAUACACAAACAAAAUGUUUGAAUUUUAUAUUGUCUUUGGAAAUAUUUUUUUUUAUGUUUGUACAAUACAAAUAUACAAAAAUCACAAUGUUUUCCACAUUUAGUGUAAAAUGUUCACGAAUUUUUUGGCCAGUUUAUAAACCAAUAAUAAUAUUAAGCAUUCACACGAGAAAACUAAUUGAUAUAAAAAAUGCUUAAAUUAACCAUAUUUUUUUUAAGUACUUACUUUUUAUACAUUUUAUUUCACUGCCUACAUAUUAUAUUAUUAAGUAUAAGCUCUCUAGUAUCUAAGUCGUAUUUAUUGUUAGCGAUUGCUUUAGGAAGUUUUGCUUAAAUAUGUUAUUAUUUUUAUUGGGUGUUUCCGAAUUAAAUUAUUUAAUACAUAGAUACUUAGAAAUUUAGUUGGAUUCGGAAUUGAAACAUUUUCUUUAUAUUUGUAUUUUUGCCAUUGUGGUACCCAGGCAGUAAAUUAAUUAUAGGUAUAUAUACCCCUGACAUGGCUAUACCUCAUGUCAAUUAUUAUAUAACUAUUAUUUAAAUAAGUUCAGUUAAUCAAAUAAAUUACGUGUGCGUUAUAAUUAUUCAUGUCGUUUCUUUAAAUUGAUAUUAAAUGGUAAAAUAUUACAUUUUUAUACGCAACAGAAGGUUAGGAAGCUUUUGCAUUAAGGCUCGCACAAGUUCGUUCGUGACAUUAAAGUCGGGGUAUAAACAAAGACUUAGAACAAUUUUGAAAAACCGGGAAAAUUGAGGGGAAAAGACCAAGAGGCCGGAGCCCACGACGCUGGUCUGACCAAAUAUCCGAGCAGACUAAACAACCCAUUAGCAUCGCACUCCACCAUGCUACAGACCGAAACAGAUGGAGGAAAGCUGUAGACGAACUUAAGCGGAGUCACGAUCCUCAGCAAUGAGGGAACGACUGUGAAGAAGAAGAGAACCAUUUUAAUUUGUCAAUGUCUGUUUGAGCUAGUUUAAUAUAAAUAAUACUUUCUAACGCCAACCGUGGCUAAGUGUUUACGUCUUGUCAAAAAACAGCAACAAUAGUGACGCAACAAAAAUACUCAAACGUCAAGUGCUUGAAAGUAAUGCCUCAAUUCAAAUAUUUUUAUUCAAAAUGGGAUAUAAAAUCACUAAGUGAAAGUCAAAAACUACCACCCAUUCGAAAAGGUAUGU
This is a messenger RNA of Leptidea sinapis, 4417 nucleotides long. It is a transcript of the gene vap, whose product is annotated as ras GTPase-activating protein 1. Gene Ontology annotation, biological process: regulation of GTPase activity. The transcript has 20 exons. Gene Ontology annotation, molecular function: protein binding. The record is from RefSeq and is a predicted model, not a curated record. Bases 328 to 3123 code for a protein of 931 amino acids. Lineage: Eukaryota; Metazoa; Arthropoda; Insecta; Lepidoptera; Pieridae.